Leptomonas pyrrhocoris is the source of this 1559-nucleotide messenger RNA. RefSeq lists its product as hypothetical. The record is from RefSeq and is a predicted model, not a curated record. The transcript has a single exon. NCBI's taxonomy places the organism in Eukaryota, Euglenozoa, Kinetoplastea, Trypanosomatida, Trypanosomatidae. Bases 297 to 1559 code for a protein of 420 amino acids.
AGCAGUUAUUUUGCUGUCUGUCGCCAGAUACUUGUACUGAUUUCUUUACGCAAGAGUACCCCUUGUUGCCGAAUCGUUUCUAUUCUAAGUGCACCAUCAUUCUUUCCAUUUACUCUCUCUGUUUUCUGCAGAUUAAAACGUAGUCACAUUCAGAAAAUUACACGAGUGCUUUGCACCAAAGCUGAACCAUCGGCUAUUGUCUGAAGUUUUAGCCAGACCGAUAUCUUUUUCUCCUUUCUUUCUCGUAACGUAGUUUAAUCGAAGCUUAGAGAAACAACAACAACAACAGAAAAACGAUGAGUGCUGCCAUGAAUUUCGGAGAGAAGGAGCCGCCAGUGCACCCCAGCGGCCGUGCCCACGUGGCUCUCUACCCCAAAGGCGGUCUCACCUUCGGCUCCACCGGCCUCAUGCCCAGCGCAGCCAACAACAGCGUCGCCGUCCAGCGCGCGCCGCUGCAUCACCGCUUCAGCCCCGGCGUGCGGGCGGGGGUCUUGAGCGGGAAGCAGCACCCGCAGGGCCGCCGCCACCUCGACCCCAACUUCUUCACCAACUUAUCCGAUGACGCGAAGCGCGAGGAGGGCCGUUACGGCCGUGCGCACGUUGCUUCGGAGCAGCAGCAGCAAGCCGACGCGUACUACUCAACGAAGCAGUCGUCCGUGGAGCAGCCUCCGGGGGAGGAGUGCAAUUUGUAUCUCAAGUCCUACUACUACACCCCGCUGUCGAAGGCAGAUCGUGCGUCUCCACCACCCAAGGUUCCCGUGUCGGACGUGGGCAACGGCGCGCAGAGCACCUCCUUUAAACUGGCGGAGGGCCGCCUGCGCCGCCUCAAGGCAGAGCACCCCGAGUACGAAGCAGAGGUGAACAAGGUGCUGCGCGAAGAGCACGGCGACUACGCGAUUGUGAGGUCGCAGGAGAAGCUGUCCCGCAAGGCCGCCGUCGCCGAGUACGCGAAGGGCAGCGACGCCCGCGUGAAGCAGAUUGCGGCGACAACCAAGUACCACGGCGCGCCAAACCUCGGCUCUCCAACCCCAUCGAUCGAGCGUAAUGUGCCGUACGCGCUGGACGACUCGCGCAGCCGCCAGGACACGCAGCUGACGUCCAACUCCCACGUGCGGCUCUUCGACCAGCGCAACCGCCGCUCCGCACCCGUCGAGCCGCCUGUGAAGCCGCGCGACCGUCGCGAGCACGAGAGCCCCGUGCCGUACGACUCGGCGGACGUUUCGAAAGAGCAGUACCCCUCCCCGCCCCCCAUCGGCGUGCGUCAGGGCAUCUACGCGAAGCCGACAAUGGUGCACAUCGACCCGCGCAACCGCGAGCAGUGCGGCGAAGACGUCGACACUCUCAACUUCAAGCGAGCGCGUGCACGGAGCGGUGCGAGCCAGUCGCAGGAGAGCCGUCCAGAUUUUAUCUUUGGCACUGGUCCGGCGCCGCGGCAGCCACGCCCCACGCUGGCCCAGCGCACGGAGUCGCGAUGGAAAGCGCAGGAGCGUGACGCCGAGGAGCGUCGCACCGGCAAAGCUUUCUACCCGCAGGCUUAUCCAGAGACGUCGCUGUGGUAA